This is a messenger RNA of Manis javanica (Malayan pangolin), 357 nucleotides long. The record is from RefSeq and is a predicted model, not a curated record. Lineage: Eukaryota; Metazoa; Chordata; Mammalia; Pholidota; Manidae.
AUGCUGGGGCGGGAGUCCCCAGCGAAUACAGAGGGCAAAGACGGACCCACAGUAACCAAACAGGAGCCCAGCAGACGGGCUGCCCGAUUGUCAGCGAAACCUGCUGACAAACCUGGACCUAAUCGGAGGAAAACAUCGAAGAAAGGAGCUGGACUGCAGAUUAACAAAGGUGCCCAGUGGGGGAAGGACGAUCAGCAAGAAGCUGGAGAGAAAAGUACUGCCCCAGCUGAGAAUGGGGACACUGAAGCCUUAGAGGUACUUCCCGGGAAUACCUCCCGCUGCUGGAAUCUGCGCCUGAACCGUUGUCCCGCCCUUUUACCCCAGAUAAUAGCAGAAAAUCCAAAUGCUCUUUUCUAA